AUGGGUCGAAGAAGUAUAAAGCAAGACACUAAAGGAACAGUGACUACCAACACCACUGAUUUUUCGAAACGCUCAAAAUUUGCUUCGAGCCUUCGAGAAUAUGUUCACAAGAUCAAAGAAUUCUGUUAUCCAGUUGAAUGCACUACGACACAAUACUUUCAUCAUUUCCGAAGAUGGAAGAAUGCGAAGCAAUCAUAUACAUUUGUAGAGUCAAUACCACGAAUUGGCAAAGAAGUUGUUAUUACUCCAGAAAAGAAAGAGGAAAAGGAAAAGGAAUAUGAGAAUGAUCUUCAAAGAAUGCUGUCAUUGAGGAAAAUAAAGCACCAGGAUCCCGAACAAUACAGAAUGGGAUGUAUGAUGUUAAAAUGGUAUUUCGAAAGUAAGAGUAGAAGAAACAACCAUGAGCGAAUCAACGGAGAUGCAACUGGAAAGCUGUUUAAUGAGAAUGAAGAGCAACAAAAAAAUGCAUCCCGCCACAAUCACCCUACAUUCAAACCUGCUUCAGAAAUAGCGAAUACACAGGCAUUCACUAACAAUUUAAAAUUGUCUAUAAACAAACAUGGACGAAUUCCAAGACAGACUAAAUUUCGACCCCUUGAUCGUUGUGGUCGUCAUUCUCAAGAACCAUUUGAACUGGAGGUCGAGAACGACAAAGGUACGGCUAAUGAAAGGAUCCUUGACGACCUAGUUCACAUGAUCGAUGACUACCUCGGUGAUACUAACUAA
This is a messenger RNA of Zygosaccharomyces rouxii, 726 nucleotides long. RefSeq lists its product as uncharacterized. The record is from RefSeq and is a predicted model, not a curated record. The transcript has a single exon. Bases 1 to 726 code for a protein of 241 amino acids. Lineage: Eukaryota; Fungi; Ascomycota; Saccharomycetes; Saccharomycetales; Saccharomycetaceae.